GACCUGCAGUGAGUAUUGGCGAGUAGGGACAGAGCAACACUUUUGUCCGUCAGAGGGAGUCGAGUAUUGGCACUGUUGUAGAUUCUCUUCAUCUGUCCCGCUGCUUCACAACAGAGUUGAUGCUUCACUUCUGCUCAACACGCGUCGCGCUCUCUGGAUUAAAUCCUAAACUACAGGCAAACAUCUCAGCAGAUCCACACAUUCACGAUUCAAGCGUGUGAAAGGCACAAUGUUGUGGAAAUUAGCAGAUAACGUGAAGUAUGAGGAUGAGUGCGAGCAAGAAAGACAUGAUGUUAGCAGCAACGGGAACUCCCGGUUACCUCACAUCCCUGCGGUGAGCCAGCACCUCUACAGCCCGCCUCCAUCCCUGUCGCACACGGCCAGCUCGGACUUCCAACCACCGUACUUCCCUCCCCCUUACCAGCCCCUGCCUUACGCCCAGUCCAGCGACCCGUACUCCCACCUGGGUGACCCGUUUAAUAUCAACUCGAUACACCAAUCAGCAUCUAACCAGCAGCAGUCAUGGCCCGGGCGACAAGGUCAAGAGGUCCUCGGAACCCAUGGACGCAGCGGGCUCGGCAGUCCGAUACUGGGCCUGGAGGGCGGCUCGUCCGGUAUGCGGCGCGAUGGUUUCAGGAGACCGGAGCUUCUCUCCCAUCACGGGAUCGAGUCUAUAGCAGAUAACAUUGGGUUGCACGAGUUAGGCCACGGGUUAGAUGAGGUGCAGCAUGAAGGUGAUCACAAUGUUGCCAUUCAGGAUCAUACAGUCAUCAAGAAAGAGUGGGUUUCUCCGAGGAAUAGAUUGACAGUUUCUGGCAAGCAUUUUAUGUCCCUGCCGAAGGGAAGUGGGUUCGGAAUGCCAUUUCAGAAAGAGCCUCUGCUGGGAAUGGUGUCCAAUCCCGCUGAGGUCUUCUGCUCCGUUCCUGGUCGUCUCUCUCUUCUCAGCUCCACCUCUAAGUACAAAGUGACCGUAGCAGAAGUUCAGAGACGUUUAUCUCCACCCGAGUGUCUCAACGCUUCUCUACUUGGAGGAGUAUUGCGCAGGGCAAAGUCGAAGAAUGGCGGCCGAUCCCUGAGGGAGAAACUGGAUAAAAUUGGGCUAAACCUGCCGGCCGGUCGAAGAAAGGCCGCUAAUGUCACCUUACUAACAGCUCUGGUGGAAGGUGAGGCAGUGCACCUGGCCAGAGACUUUGGGUACGUCUGUGAGACAGAGUUUCCAGCGAAGGCCAUCGCCGAAUACCUCGGGCGACCGCACUUGGAACGCAAUGAGAUCAACUCUCGUAAAACCAUGCUGUUAGCAGCCAAGCAAAUCUGUAAGGAGUUCACGGAUUUGCUGACUCAGGACCGUUCGCCACUGGGAAACUCCCGGCCGGCUCCCAUUCUUGAACCCGGGAUCCAGAGCUGCCUGACUCACUUCAGCCUCAUCACCCACGGCUUCGGCUCCCCGGCCAUCUGCGCGGCCAUGACCUCGCUGCAGAACUACCUCAACGAGGCGCUCAAGCAGGUGGACAAAAUGUACGUGAGUUCAAGCGGAGACCCCUCGCAGGCCUCCUCCGACGGCACCAACAAAGUAGACAAGAUGGACAAACAUAGAAAGUAAGACUUGGAACCGGACGGGACCGUUUGAAAGCAAUAACCGUUUUUAUUGCGGUUUUUACGUAUUUACCAGAAUUGACUCGUCGUUAUUGUAGAUGUUGAUUCCGUUUCGCUUCGUUUGUCGAACGUCCAGGUUAAGCUUAAACUCAGUGCCCUCUUUCGCGUCUUCCAGCACUUUCUUCUCCGCAAAGAUGUAAACACAUUUCAAUAUUCAGCCUUCGUGAGAGGCGUACGCCGAAGUUCCUUCUCGAGCGAUCCCUGCGGGCCGCAGCAUGAGCAAUGUUUCUGAUGAGCAUCAGGAAGUUGUUUUCUCAGAGGGGAACCGCAAAGAGGAAGCUGUUGAGUUUCCCAAAGACACCAUUUCAAGAGUUUAUGUGGAUUUUAACCAUGUUUUCCUACAAGUCUGGGAGGAGGAAGUCUGAUUUUCCGUGGUGCUGCACCUCCUAUCUGACUUACCAAGGAUUUGAUUACGUUGAGACAUUAUAACUUGUUCUAAGCUUGACUUCAUUGGAUGCAGUGUUAUAGUUUCUGUUUGUGAGAGUGUUGUUGGCGUGAAUGAUCGCUCUGUGUGCAUGGGUGUCUGCGAUAAACAAACCCACUUCCACUGAUCAACAAAGCAUCUUGGAUUUUUGCCGUUUCCUGGAGGAUCCUUUGAGUUUGCCCUAAAAUGUUUGCAUACGUAAAUCCUUCAAUUUGAGACAUUUACGAGUAGCGUGAGCGCAUCGGAUAUCACGCUGUUGGGUGUGCGUGUGCAUGUGUACGAGAGUUUGACCUUGUUUGCGUGUUUUGUCUUUUUCAUGCCUCUAAGUCCGACUAGAAGUUAAAUGUUCCUUUUGUCUUUUUCCUAAUGUAAAUAUUUUCUAAUUUAUGUUGUAAUUUAAUGGGAUAAUUGUAAAUAUUGGUACAAUUCUGGUGUUUGGUUUAACUUUUAAAAAAGGCGUGUUAAGCUUUUAUAAAGGGGUUUGUUUUUUAUCAUAUAGUGGUUAGGCUACGGGAAUGAUAUUCUUUAUAGAUAUGUGUAAUGUUGGUUAAAAGCUGUAGAUGACAUGCAGAAUAAAACACAACAGUCUUUAUUUUCAUU
Messenger RNA from Paramisgurnus dabryanus, 2677 nucleotides. It is a transcript of the gene tfap2c, whose product is annotated as transcription factor AP-2 gamma (activating enhancer binding protein 2 gamma). The record is from RefSeq and is a predicted model, not a curated record. Gene Ontology annotation, molecular function: RNA polymerase II transcription regulatory region sequence-specific DNA binding; DNA-binding transcription factor activity, RNA polymerase II-specific. Lineage: Eukaryota; Metazoa; Chordata; Actinopteri; Cypriniformes; Cobitidae. Gene Ontology annotation, cellular component: nucleus. Gene Ontology annotation, biological process: regulation of transcription by RNA polymerase II; regulation of cell population proliferation; anatomical structure development.